UGAUACCACACAAUCAGUCCUCACUACGGGGGAACAGUCCGAAUGAGAUUUGAACACCGGUGCUACCGUCACCAGAACUGUAGAGGCUUAGUUUGAACCGUUAUGAAAUCUCCCCUUGUGUGCUCUAAUUGUACUUUAUAAGCUGUAUUUUUCUAUACUAUAAGCUGAACGGGAACACAAUUUAGAGGAAAGAAAACAUUAAAUUCAAUGCUAAAUUUAAAAAAAAAUUGUUGAAUUUAAUAUACAAAUAAGAAAUUAGUUAUGUAAAAAUCGAAACAAUUUCAUAAACAUUUUCCUUCAAAAAUGCAUUCGGUUCCACUGUGCAAGAAGUGCAUAUUUCAAAUACCAACGGUCAAACCGACGGUUCGCCUGUGACGUGCGGCGCUUCGCACACACCAACGCAGAGCCUGCUUUAUCAGUAGCGUCUCGUGUCCGAUAUACCUCCACACUCGUACAGCCACGGUACACUACACACUAUUGGUUGUAUUUAGCUUACGAACCGUGUCGAAAAGUCGGUCGGUAAUCCUUCCGCGAUGCAGUUGCGCCUCCGAGGGGUUGCAGUAGGCAGGGUUGGCAUGCUAGUCGAAUUGCUAACCAGUAUUCGUGGACUUGCCAAAAAAAAACCGUUCGACUGAGAAUACUGAUUUAAUACGAGAAACAUGGAUAAGAACGCAAGGCUAUUAGGCGAUAAGACUAUCGGAGACGACCGCCGACAGAGCUAUAGUACGCUCCCUUUAUGCCCCCUUCGAUUGACCUAAUCGCGCAGUCAUUCGGUUGCUGUGUGCAUUUCGCUGGCAAGCCGCACGUUAAGCAUUAUAUUCCGUGUGUACCACAUCCCGAAUGUCGUCAAGCCACCGCGGUUUGAUCGUCGCCAGUGAAGAGAUCAUCCGUGUGUUCAUCCCAGGGGUAGAGAGAGAGAGAGAGAGUGGAGUUCAUUCGCAACGAAAAAAGUGCAUACAAAGAGAGAAGGCAUGCAUGCAGCGGACACAACAUCCUACCCAGCUACUGUCGAGGGUGGUUUGUCUCUGUGAGCUGCUACCUGCGGACAACAACAACCAAAAAAAAAAGGGAUUCCCUUCACGGCAGCGAAUCCUUACCGGCCAGCAAAUCAAUGCGAAGAUGAACCGAAGGGAUGCGUUGCUGAACAUGUACGCCAACGACGGUGAUGAUGCGCAAAGGCAGCAGCAGCAGCACAACAGCAACUGGUUGGCGUGGAUUAGUGCGGCAUUUUUGCUACAAACAAAGCACAGCACCAUUAUGCCUUGCCUGGAGUUGAGACGGAACGAGUGUUCCAUUUGUCAGCACGCCAUUAUCGAACGGCAGCGGCUGGAAGCGAUCUGUGGCCAUACCUUCCAUCGGCACUGUUUGGUGAUGUGGAUGCGCACGUACGCCUUCUGCCCUGACUGUCCGCGAAGGAUGUAGCUUGUUACGAGACGCGCUUCAUUAAGCUGAACGAUGAUUCAACGAGGGCAAACGAUACGAGUGGACGACAGCCGAACCUGCUUUCUCCUGGCCGCCGCAUCAACAGCCUUUCCGUUGCAAGUGUUACGUCCUACCGUACCGUUGAAGUAUUACACGCGGGCUAUUAAUAUUAUUUACAGUGUACGGGCGAGAUAAUAAACUACAUGACAAACCAUU
This is a messenger RNA of Anopheles stephensi (Asian malaria mosquito), 1638 nucleotides long. RefSeq lists its product as uncharacterized. NCBI's taxonomy places the organism in Eukaryota, Metazoa, Arthropoda, Insecta, Diptera, Culicidae. The record is from RefSeq and is a predicted model, not a curated record. The transcript is spliced from 2 exons. Bases 841 to 1422 code for a protein of 193 amino acids.